Messenger RNA from Penaeus monodon (black tiger shrimp), 2582 nucleotides. RefSeq names its product glutamate receptor ionotropic, delta-2-like. Gene Ontology annotation, molecular function: glutamate-gated receptor activity. Bases 210 to 2444 code for a protein of 744 amino acids. The transcript is spliced from 12 exons. NCBI's taxonomy places the organism in Eukaryota, Metazoa, Arthropoda, Malacostraca, Decapoda, Penaeidae. Gene Ontology annotation, cellular component: membrane. The record is from RefSeq and is a predicted model, not a curated record.
CAACAAUCAUUAUUACCAUAGGCAAUCACACCCACCAAUUAAACCUCCUUUAUUAUCUCUCUCGACAACAACAACAAACGCCCACAAUAGCAGACGUAUCCGUACGGCGACACCUGGCAACCUCCCCCGUAUUAUAAGGCGUGCGUGACGGGGAAAAGGUGACACAACAGAGCGGGUCUUUGAAUAUUCCUGAGUGGCAGCCGAAGACGAUGAGCAACAAACGGCUUCCACUCCACGCCUUCGCGAUCAUCUUCGCUCUGUCGGCAAGCGCGAAUUCCCUCGCCUCUAAGAGGACCCCUGAUUCCUCCAAGACUCCCGACGGAUUCUUGAAAAUCCAGACAUCUGCUGAGGAAGAGGAGGAGGAGGAGGGUAUGCUAGCGAGGAGCGGGGAUCUGGAGGAGAAGCAAGUCCUUCGGGGGUGUCCAGACUGCCAGGGUGGAGGAAGGAACUGCACCGUCCUUGGCCUCGAGGGCGGGGAAAAGGAGACGAAAGGAGCUUUUCAUCAAUUCCUCGAAAGGAAGUCUCGAGUUAUAGACUUGGAGGCCGAGUUCCUGACGAAGGAGAAGCAGAAGGAGGAGAAUGAAACGUCUGGAAAGCCCGCGCUGACCGAGGAGGAGGCCGUCUCCUUCAGCAAGAUGUUGGUGGCCAUCCUGCAGAAGGAGAUGAAGAACUGUGACAUCGUCCUUGCUUACGACGAAGGAUACCGCAUCCCCGUCAUCCUGAAGGAGCUUCUGAGACUUCCUAACCCCAGGAAGCUCAUCUACGUGAAGCCGUCGGAGGAACUGCCAGGACAGGUCUGGGAGUCUUCUCAGUGCCGAGGAUACGUGUACCUCCUUCAGGAUCUGGCUCCGCUCCUACGCCUCGCCGACACCAGGCAGGAUGCGUGGGAUUUCAGUGGAAAGUUCGUGUUCGUGGCGCCCACCAAAGCCCACCUGGAGGACUUGGCUCUCUCGCGAUGUGGCAGGAAGACAGAGAACAUCGCCGGCAUUGCGAAGGCAUCCAGCAAGAGCGAAUGGGGCGUGUACAUCAACCUCCUGUACUGGGGUUCGGGCGUCGCACGAGUUAACACUUGGAAGCGCGGGCGGUUCACUCUCCCGCUCGCUCUCUUUCCCGAUAAGCUGUCGGAUCUGAGGGGCGUCGCUCUGGAGGUCGUGACGUUCGAGUGGGAACCGAGCGUAUUUUAUUACCGAGACAAGGCUGGCCGAGUGUUGUUUCGCUACGGCACUGACAUCGGUGUGGUUAACGCUCUCUCGCAGGUCCUUAAUUUCACCGUGGCUUUCAAGGAGCCGCCACAGGGCGAGUAUUGGGGACGAGAGAUAGAAAACGGGUCUUGGUCUGGCAUGAUGGGGAAACUAUCCAGAAAUGAAGUGGACAUCGGAGUGGGCGAUCUGUACAUGACCAUAGUUCGCGUGGGAAUCCUGGAUUACACGGCUCCUUACGACUCAGAGCUGAGCUGCUUCAUGGCCCGCACGGAGCCGCCUCUCCCCCGCUGGCAGGCCCUGGCCUUCCCCUUCCAAGGCUUCACGUGGUUGGCCAUCUUCGGGGGCCUCAUGCUCACUGGCCCCGUGCUCUACUUGCUGGCCAGGGCGAGCAAUUAUUGCGGCGAAGAAAUCGCGUGCCUGCAGUCACUCGCCUACAGCUGGUAUUACGCCGUCGGCCUGCACUGCUGCGAGGCCCAGGUCAUCCUCCCGACGAUGAAGAGCACUCGAGCCUACGUCAUCUUCCUGUGGCUGUACUGCAUGAUCAUCACCAUUGCUUAUUCCACCAACCUCACGGCCUUUCUCCUGGUGACCAAACAGCCUCAGAGUAUGGAGACGAUCAGGGACCUGCACGCGUCGGGGGUCGAGGUCUCCGGCGUCGGGAAAUUCUACGGCGACGCGCUGGCCUCCGCGAGCGAUCCGUAUCUGCAGAGCUUGACGCACAGGUUCCAAGACUACUCCCUGGCAGAACCGAUCUUCAGGAAAGUUCUCAGAGGCGACUCGGUGAUGUUGCAAAAUCAACCUUAUCUUGAGUUCGUUGCCGCCACGAAGUUCACGAAUCGAGGUGUUUCGCGAAUGAGGCUCAUGAAGGAGUGCUUCGCCCCUUUCAACAUCGCCAUGGCCGUGCAGAAGAACUCGCCGCUGAAGAGGAAGUUCGACCUGGUCAUCGGCUGGAUGGUCAGCGCCGGACUCAUCCGACAUUUCUUCCUCGACUCCCUUCGCCUGGCCAGUUCGAGGAAGGUCAAACCAGGCGCCGAGGGGACCGACGAGGACGCUCUCGACGAGGCCACAGGAAGCCACGCCCUCACGACCACCGGGGUCAUCCCCCUCAGCCUCGACCACGUCCAAGGGAUCUUCUUCAUCUUGUUCUUCGGCUGGCUGCUGUCCAUGCUCGUGUUCUUCGCCGAGGUCUUCGUCAGGGAGCGGUCGGGGGGCAAGAGGUCGCCGGCGAGGGUCCUCGGCUGACGGGCGUCGAGGCUGCGGCGCGGCUCCCUCUUCUCCGGGCUUUUGGCUCGGAUUCCCAUCUCUUCUCCGUUUUCCCUCUUUUUCGUUCCUCUCUCUUCCCUCUUCUUCGUUCCUCUCUCUUCCCUCUUCUUCGUUUCU